This is a messenger RNA of Aspergillus aculeatus ATCC 16872, 1315 nucleotides long. RefSeq lists its product as uncharacterized. Gene Ontology annotation, molecular function: branched-chain-amino-acid:2-oxoglutarate transaminase activity. Gene Ontology annotation, cellular component: mitochondrion. Lineage: Eukaryota; Fungi; Ascomycota; Eurotiomycetes; Eurotiales; Aspergillaceae. The transcript has 2 exons. Bases 64 to 1227 code for a protein of 387 amino acids. Gene Ontology annotation, biological process: L-valine biosynthetic process; L-leucine biosynthetic process. The record is from RefSeq and is a predicted model, not a curated record.
CGAGAAUUCUUCCACCAUCGUUAGACUUCGACUCUAAUAUUAAGCACAGCCACGGCCGUUGAUAUGGCUUUCACAUGUGCCCCCCAACCUUCCACGCCUCAGCGUCUCGACGCAUCCAAACUUAUCUACACCUACACCAAUAGCCCAAGGGAUGUCCCAGACGCGGCCAAUGCCUGUACCGGCGACGAAACGAUCUGCACUGACCAUAUGAUCUUGGCGACAUGGCACGCGACCAAGGGCUGGUCCACCCCCGAGCUAAGGCCCUAUGGCCCUCUGAGUCUCAUGCCAACGGCGUCGUGCUUGCACUAUGCGACCGAAUGCUUCGAAGGCCUUAAGGCAUACCGCGGCUACGACGGCAAGCUCCGUGUCUUCCGCACAGAACAUAAUGCAGCUCGCAUGCAAAUGUCCUGCAGCCGCAUUUCUCUACCCUGCGUGGACGCGACAGACCUGCAGCAACUAAUCCAUGCUCUGCUUGCAGUUGAUGCGCCCAAAUGGUUGCCCGAAGACCGCGCCGGAGACUUCCUUUACAUCCGACCAACGGUCAUCGGCACCCAACCGUCUCUCGGCGUCCAGGCGCCGCAGAGCGCGACCAUGUACAUUCUCCUUGGCUACAUGCCCCGCGUCGACGCUGUGCCCUGUGGAAUGAAGCUGCUGACAUCCCCGAAUGACAUGGUUCGUUCCUGGAUUGGAGGCUUCGGCUAUGCCAAAGUCGGCGCGAAUUAUGGGCCCUCGGUACUUGCUUCGCAGGCGGCCGCCCGUGAAGGGUUCCAUCAGACACUGUGGCUCUAUGGAGAGGAUGGCGAAUGUACUGAAGCUGGGGGUAGUAAUUUUUUCGUGGUCUGGCUGCGAAAGGAUGGCAAGAAAGAGCUCGUCACCGCACCCCUGGAUGACCAGCUCAUCCUUGACGGGGUCACGCGGCGGAGUUGCCUAGAGCUCGCGAGAGAGAGGUUCAGGGAUCUAGUGGUUACCGAGCGGAAGUUUACUAUUGAUGAAGUCAUUACUGCAGCUGCUAAUGGUUGUCUGUUGGAAUCGUUUUCUGCGGGAACGGCGUGGUUCAUCACUCCGGUCUCGCACAUUCGACAUCGAGGGCAGGACAUCAUGAUUUCAAUGGGAGCGCAUGGUGAAAUGGGAGAGGUGACUGGGAAGAUCAAGAGCUGGCUUACUGAUAUCAUGUAUGGGCGGGCAGAUCACCCUUGGGCUGGUGUGAUUACGGAGAAGAAGUGGUAGAAGAUGUCGUAUCGUUGCAUUGUUCGCUGCUUCCGUCACGAUAUAUAGAAUCUUCAAUAGACAAAUUCUGAAGAAACAUGCCCGCACA